AUGGCACCUUCAAGAAACAACCUAGCAGAAAACGAGUCCUCCUCAGAUUCAGAGACAAGUAAUAUUGGUGGCGGAUUCAUUAUUGAUGAUAUUUCAGAAACCAGAGCAAAACGACCAAGAAGGGCAGCAGCAAACUCGUCAUACGCAGAACUAAGUGACGAUCAAGAAAGUGAUUCUAUCGAUUCAGACACUUUUGCUAAUGUUUCUGCUCCCGUUAAGAAGAGAAAGACGCGUGCAUCUACGCGUGUCCAAAGUAAGGAGAAGAAGAAGAAGAAGAAGAAGAAAAUAGCCAAACGGUCACCGUCUCCUGAUGAUGAUGAAGAUCAAGAGUUUACUUUAAGUUUGGAUGAUGAGAAAGAGAGCGAUGCUACCGAUGAUGAAGUUGAAUAUAUAGGUAGCAACAAGAUAGAGCAAAAUGGCUCUUCAACCACAUCAGCAAUAGAUUUAGAUGAUGACUUAGAUAUUGAUAAUGAUCCUGAAGAAAACAUGCCACUAGCAUCCCGAAAAGCUCCCAAAAAACGCGGUAAAGGAGGAAAACGUACAAAGAAAGAACCCAAACCAAAGAUGUCAUACUAUGAACGAACAACAAAUAGGUUGUUUGAGAACCACCCGAAUUUAAAGGAAGUAUUUCCGUAUUUGAAGAAUACCCCGAAAAUCACACCAGAGAGAGCUGAACAUCCUCCAGGAAUGACAAUUAAACUUUUGCCAUUUCAGUUAGAAGGGUUAAACUGGCUUAUCAAACAAGAAGAUGGCGAAUUUAAUGGUGGGAUUCUUGCUGACGAAAUGGGUAUGGGAAAAACUAUUCAAACUAUAGGGCUUUUUAUGCAUGACAGGUCGAAAGGUCCUAAUUUGGUUGUUGGUCCCACAGUUGCCUUAAUGCAAUGGAAGAAUGAAAUUGAAAAACACACCGAGCCAGGCAUGCUUAAAGUAUUGCUUUACCAUGGCGCCAACAGAAGCAAUAGCAUUGAAGAGCUUUCACAGUAUGAUGUUAUUCUUACAUCUUAUUCCGUUUUAGAAUCUGUCUAUAGAAAGCAGAAUUACGGAUUCAGAAGAAAAAAUGGAUUGGUUAAGGAGAAAUCAGCAAUCCACAACAUUGAGUUUUAUCGAGUGAUAUUGGACGAAGCUCAUAACAUCAAGGAUAGAAACUCCAACACAUCAAGAGCAGCAGGCAAAUUGAAUACGAAGAAAAGAUGGUGUUUGACAGGAACACCUUUACAAAACAGAAUUGGUGAGAUGUACUCGUUAAUACGAUACAUGAAGUUAGAUCCGUUCCACUCAUACUUCUGUACCAAAUGUGAUUGUAAAAGCGAGGAUUGGAAGUUUUCAGAUGGUAGAAGAUGUGACUUUUGUCAACAUCCACCAAUGUUACAUACUAAUUUUUUCAACCAUUUCAUGCUCAAGAAUAUUCAAAAAUAUGGUAUUGCUGGUUUAGGAUUAGAGGGAUUCAAUAACCUUAGACUGUUAUUAGAUCAUAUCAUGUUGAGAAGGACGAAAAUUGAAAGAGCAGACGAUUUGGGUUUACCUCCAAGAGUUGUUGAAAUCAGACGUGAUUAUUUCAAUGAGGAGGAAAAAGACUUGUACCAGUCUUUGUACAGUGACUCAAAGAGAAAGUUCAAUGACUAUGUUGCUGAAGGGGUUGUUUUGAACAAUUACGCAAACAUUUUCACUUUAAUUACCAGAAUGAGGCAAUUGGCAGAUCACCCAGAUUUGGUUUUGAAAAGGAUCGGAAGUAACGCUAUAUCCAACGAGAUUGACGGGGUUAUCAUGUGUCAGUUGUGUGACGACGAAGCCGAGGAACCAAUUGAAUCAAAAUGUCACCACAGGUUUUGCCGAAUGUGUAUUCAAGAAUAUAUGGAGUCAUUCAUGGGUGCCAGCAAUAAGUUGGAAUGUCCUGUUUGCCAUAUUGGUCUCUCGAUUGAUUUGGAGCAACCGGCCAUUGAGGUUGAUGAAGAGUUGUUCACGAAAGCAUCCAUUGUGAAUCGUAUCAAGCUGGGGUCUCAUGGAGGAGAGUGGCGUUCAUCGACUAAAAUUGAGGCAUUGGUAGAAGAGUUGUACAAACUUAGAUCAGAUAGACACACAAUCAAAUCUAUUGUAUUUUCGCAAUUCACUUCGAUGUUGGAUUUGAUUGAAUGGAGAUUAAAACGUGCUGGGUUCAAUACUGUCAAGUUGCUGGGAUCAAUGUCUCCACAGCAGCGUGACAACACGAUUAAGCAUUUUAUGGAAAACACAGAAGUAGAGGUGUUUUUAGUAUCAUUAAAAGCUGGUGGUGUGGCAUUAAAUCUUUGUGAAGCAUCGCAAGUUUUUUUAAUGGAUCCAUGGUGGAACCCAAGUGUGGAAUGGCAAUCAAUGGAUAGAGUUCACAGAAUUGGUCAAAAGAGACCAAUUAGAAUUACUAGAUUCUGUAUCGAAGAUAGUAUAGAGCUGAAAAUUAUUGAAUUGCAGGAAAAAAAGGCCAACAUGAUCCAUGCUACUAUUAACAAUGACGAUGCUGCAAUCAAUAGACUUACACCCGAUGAUUUGCAAUUCUUGUUUAUGAAUUAA
Molecule: messenger RNA, 2541 nt
Organism: Candida dubliniensis CD36
Lineage: Eukaryota; Fungi; Ascomycota; Pichiomycetes; Serinales; Debaryomycetaceae
Gene: RAD16
Product: DNA repair protein
Exons: 1
Coding region: 1-2541 (846 amino acids)
Molecular function (GO): metal ion binding; ATP binding; ATP-dependent chromatin remodeler activity
Source: RefSeq, a predicted model, not a curated record